Molecule: messenger RNA, 1666 nt
Organism: Musa acuminata AAA Group (dessert banana)
Lineage: Eukaryota; Viridiplantae; Streptophyta; Magnoliopsida; Zingiberales; Musaceae
Product: malate dehydrogenase, glyoxysomal
Exons: 10
Coding region: 140-1210 (356 amino acids)
Biological process (GO): malate metabolic process; tricarboxylic acid cycle
Cellular component (GO): chloroplast; cytoplasm
Molecular function (GO): L-malate dehydrogenase (NAD+) activity
Source: RefSeq, a predicted model, not a curated record
CUCUCGUCUUUUGUUAUCAGACGCCUCGACUCCAUCUGGUUUGUCACCUCUUACCCGCACGUCACUGCUUGCAUCUUCAGCUCUCUCUUCUCUGUCUCGCCCUUGUUCACACCCUGAUCCUCGAGAUCGGAAGGGAAGGAUGCAGCCCGGCAGCGAGGCUUCCCGACGUAUCGCUAGGAUCAAUUCUCACCUCCAACCUCCCGUCUCUCAGAUGGAGGAGACCUCCUUGCUGAGGAGAGCGAAUUGCCGGUCCAAAGGAGGGGCGUCAGGAUUUAAGGUGGCGAUUUUGGGUGCUGCUGGGGGGAUCGGUCAGCCGCUUGCUUUGCUGAUGAAGAUGAAUCCUUUGGUGUCGGUUCUGCACCUUUACGAUGUUGUCAAUGCUCCCGGUGUUACUGCAGAUAUAAGCCACAUGAAUACUGGUGCCGUGGUUCGUGGCUUUCUGGGCCAGCCCCAAUUGGAGGAUGCACUUGCAGGAAUGGACCUUGUCAUUAUUCCUGCCGGUGUCCCUAGGAAACCAGGAAUGACCAGGGAUGAUUUGUUUAACAUCAACGCUGGAAUUGUUAAGACGCUUUGUGAAGGAAUUGUUAAAUGCUGUCCCAAGGCUAUUGUGAACUUGAUCAGCAAUCCGGUGAACUCUACUGUCCCUAUUGCAGCUGAGGUUUUCAAGAAGGCUGGUACUUAUGAUUCCAAGCGUCUUUUGGGAGUGACUAUGCUUGAUGUAGUGAGAGCCAAUACUUUUGUGGCUGAAGUAUUAGGGAUUGAUCCCAGGGAUGUUAAUGUUCCCGUGGUUGGUGGUCAUGCAGGAGUUACAAUAUUACCUCUCUUAUCACAGGUCAAUCCUCCAUGUUCAUUUACGCCUGAGGAAAUUAGUUAUCUAACCAAUCGCAUACAAAAUGGAGGAACAGAAGUUGUCGAGGCAAAAGCUGGUGCUGGUUCUGCAACAUUGUCAAUGGCAUAUGCAGCUGCUAAAUUUGCAGAUGCUUGUUUGCGGGGAUUACGAGGUGAUGCAGGAGUAGUCGAAUGCUCAUUUGUGGCUUCCCAGGUGACAGAACUGCCCUUUUUUGCAUCUAAAGUGCGGUUAGGUCGUUGUGGAGUUGAGGAGGUUCUUCCCCUUGGACCUUUGAAUGAGUUUGAAAGGGCUGGCUUGGAGAAGGCAAAGAAAGAGUUGGCAGUAAGCAUUCAAAAGGGUGUCUCAUUCAUUCGCAAGUGAUGGAAGUGGAGUGCCCAACUCCUGAGCAGAUUGAGCUCAUAUUUCAUUCCCCCAGACUUUACCUUGGAGGUACAUCACUUUGGAGGUACAUCGAGAUUUUCGGUGACUGCACUAUUCAUCUCUUUCACAUCCAGUUGAUUUGGUAGGACUGUGUAAUAUGUAUAGACUUAGCAGUAUCAACUGACAAUUUUCUUCUGUAGCAUCAAAAGAGCGAUAGAGACAUGAAAUAUUGGCUGACAUGGUAUUUUGUUUCUUGAUAUCUCAGAUGUAACUUUAGUGUAUUUGUAGUAUUUUUUUCUUGGUACAUACUACACUGAUUGGGAUUGAGUGGCCAUCAGUACUGAGUCAAGUCUUUUUAUGUUUUUGGAUAUGUGCAAAAUAGUAAUCUGCUAUUUGUUUGGGCCAUUGGUGUUGUAUAACUCAAAUAGUAAUACUACACUGCUAGCUUGUUGUUUA